Messenger RNA from Dacryopinax primogenitus, 1158 nucleotides. RefSeq lists its product as uncharacterized. The record is from RefSeq and is a predicted model, not a curated record. The coding region runs from base 1 to 1158 and encodes 385 amino acids. The transcript has 2 exons. NCBI's taxonomy places the organism in Eukaryota, Fungi, Basidiomycota, Dacrymycetes, Dacrymycetales, Dacrymycetaceae.
AUGUCUCUCCGAGAUGCUACCAGAGCCCCUUAUCAGCCAAGGACAAUAGUCGAGCCAUUGACUAUACCUCUGCCUCAUGCCGCCGAAGAUGCGUCGUUGGCUGUCGAGCCAGAUUCUGCGGACUCCUCGAUCAUGCUCUUGUGGCGAAACUCCUUCCGACUUUCAGCAAUGCAUCUGACUCUAUCAGAUGAUUCUGAUGGGUUCACUGGGUUCACGGCCACGUCGCUGUGGUCUUUCACCAUCGAUCGAUCACAAUAUAUAUCUGCGGCCACAAUCGAUGCGACAUCCCGGAUGGCUUACUGGCUACAGCAUGAGGUCGCUGUAGCUCGACAAGCUUGUAACGAAGGAUCAUCAUCCAUCACAGCGAUGUCACUGAACAUCGAGGCUGAAGAAGAGUCGCCGAGUUUGCUGAUCUACGAGGGAGUGGUUGGGGAUGUCACAACCCAUUGCGAGUUCAUUGCAGUAGACUCUCUACGACGACGACUUAUUCUUGCACCUCGCGUCGCUAAACGAGGACUUCUCAUUCAAUCAGCCGUCCACACGGCCUUGAAUGGUGAUAUCACGUGGAGGGGCAACCCGUCCGCCUGGACCUUGCCGGAGAUCGUGAAUAGCGGUGUCGGAGCUGGACAAAGCAACUUCAUGGGAUUGAUCUAUGGUAUGCAAUUGUUCCUAACACCAUCGUUGACCCGAUACCGGAAUUGCCCUGUGCCCUGUGAAGCUCAGCAACUCCCUACUGGAUUCAUUUUCGAAGUGGAUGACAUAACUCCGAUGUUUAACGCCGUUCCUUCAGGCACUCUCACUGCCCUAGUGCGCGGCUAUGGGGUUCGCCAGUUCCCUACCAUGUUUGCUUAUUGCGUAUCGGGUGAUCAGACCCUUGCAUCACAUCCAUCCAGUAACAAGGAUCAGUGGAUCAUUUAUCGCAUUGCAUCACGCGACUUGGAGGCCAUCCAAUUGCUGGAACCAUACUCCACCGAGCUGCCUGAGAGCCAAGCAUGGCAGUUAGAGAUAUACACCUUUUCGAAGGAGGCUGCGUCUGUUUGCGACCAUUCUGCACGAGCUUGCCUCGAUCAAGUCGUCACAAUUUCAGCUGCACGGAUGAUGGUAGAGGAGGCCAUUGGGAACGACUUGGAACUGCUGGAUGCAGGAAACCCCAUGUAA